Macrosiphum euphorbiae (potato aphid) is the source of this 2019-nucleotide messenger RNA. The record is from the annotation of a GenBank genome assembly. Lineage: Eukaryota; Metazoa; Arthropoda; Insecta; Hemiptera; Aphididae.
AUGUCUUCGAGGGUGUUGCGAAAAAUGGGCUUGCAGGACGAUCGUGACCUGCCACCUGUUAAAGACGAUGCGAGCGAUGAUACUGAAACCAGUUCUGGCGGUGUAAACAAAAAGCGCCACUUAAACAUGUACGAUUUGCUGAAUAAUGGUUCUAUGUCUGAGUCUGAAGUCAAAGAAGAUGAUGACCAUGAGACUACUGGUUCCGUAAACAAGAAAGAUGAAAAUAUGUCGUACGAUAAGGAAAACAUUAGAAGGAAAAAGAAGAAAAAGAGAAAGAAGUCUGGUAAAGUAUUGUCAUCACAUACUCGUAGCAGUGAAGAUAAUGUUGAGGACGAAGUGGAAAGAAGUGUUCGUGAAGUGAAUAAAAUAUUGGGUGAAGUACCUGACAAAGGUGAAGAUGAAGAUGAUGAAGCUACUUCUUCACAGAAUAUGCUGAACAACCAUGAUACUAUAUUUUUCAAAAAUAUUUUAUCUGUACAGCAUCGAAAUCUUAACCCAAAUAAUGAACUGCGCAAAAUGUUUGGACGUGUUGUUCAUCAAGCUGAGUUAAGCAAACGCAAGUUUAGGGGAAGAAAUCAUUUGAAAACCACUUGGUUGGUGACCCCUAAAGGCAAUUGGCCACCUCCCGGCAAAUCAGGUUCAACAAUGAAAUAUUUGGAAAGCAAAAAUGGUAUUAUGUAUUUUUCCUUUGAACAUAGUCCAGAAUACCAACAAGUUCAAAUGCAACUCUAUACAGCUGUGUCUCAUAUGUCAUCGGGAAAUCUGGUGAAUAUUAUCAAUAACCAUCCAUACCAUGUUGAUGUACUGUUACAAAUGACAGAAUGGGCACGACUUAGUGAAGACUUACCAGUUGCGGCUGAACUCACUGAACAGGCAUUGUACUCAUUGGAAAAUUCAUUCCAUCCCAUGUUUAGUUUGUCAAAUGGAAAAUGUCGUUUAGACUACCGUUUACAUGAAAAUAGAGCGUUGUUCCUGACUUUAUACAGACAUUUAACAUUUGUUGGACUUAGAGCUUGUUAUCGUACAGCUUUGGAAUUCUGUAAACUUCUUUUGUCCCUUUCCCCAAUGGAUGAUCCUCUUGCUGUAGUACUAUGUAUCGAUUUUUACGCUUUGCGUUCUUCCGAAUAUUCAUGGUUCAUUCAUUUUGUGAAUGCUUUUGAUUCCGCAAGAAAUCUAACACAGCUUCCUAAUAUCAAGUUUUCUCUUGCUGUUGCUAAAUGGCAGAAAGGUGACGUUGAAACUGCACAUACAUUGUUGCAAGAAGCAUUAAUGAUGUUUCCUGGAGUUCUAAUACCUUUGUUAGAAAAGUGUUCCAUCCAGGCUGAUAAACGAGUCAAUGCACAUUCUUUUUUCACAACUUAUGCUACUGAAACACAACCGAAAUCAUUGUCUUACUUAAUAUCCAUGUAUGUAACGAGGAGUUAUCAUAUAUGGAAAGAAGUUCAACUGUUACCAUGGCUUGAACGCAACGUGCAAAUUGUACUUGAUAAAGUAGACGCUAAGGACCCAGUAGUGAAAAACAUGGAAAAUUUACGAGCCACUUUAUACAGUGCCAAACCACCAUUGAAUAUACACAGGCAUUUGUUAUUGUCAGACAUGAGUGACACAAUCGCACCACCAGCUGAGGCUGUGACAAAUCCAAUUCUCAUUAUGGACCCGUUUCCGCCGCCAGACGGUACAUCAUUUUACAAUUCCAGAUCAUCUCAUGAUAGCAUCAGUAGGACGGCUGUGGAAAACCAUUCACUUUUCUCUACGUUCUUCCGGUCACUAAACCCUGUGUUUCAAGCCCUUUCGGAUGAAAGUAAUGUUGACGAAGAGUUAGCAGCUGAGGCCGAAGCUGUUGCAAGACCUGUAAUAACAAUGGUCGGUGAGCAAAUUGAAGAAAUGAGGAGUGAUUUACGUCAAAGUGUCAACUCUUUGUUGGACGCCAUGAGAGAUUUGCUGUCCAAUGUACACUCACCAAAUGUACCCGCCGAUGGCGAUAUAGAUGACGAUUCUGAGCUCACGGAUACAGCAUAA